Amborella trichopoda is the source of this 3119-nucleotide messenger RNA. Its product is annotated as putative respiratory burst oxidase homolog protein H. Gene Ontology annotation, cellular component: plasma membrane. The record is from RefSeq and is a predicted model, not a curated record. Gene Ontology annotation, molecular function: NAD(P)H oxidase H2O2-forming activity; calcium ion binding; peroxidase activity. Lineage: Eukaryota; Viridiplantae; Streptophyta; Magnoliopsida; Amborellales; Amborellaceae.
UUGACUUGAACCCCUUUUUCUCAAUCUCUGGACCAGCCUGCAUCUCCCUCUUCAGGUUUCCUUUCUUCCACAAAUACACACACUCUCUCUCUCUCUCUCUCUAAACAAUGUAAUUACACACCCACCUCUUCUCUCUCAUCCAUUUCCCUCUCUACCCUGUUUCUCUUGUUACCCAUCUCUUUUCUUCUCUUUCUCUCUCUCCCCAGCCUCUUUAUCUCUCUACCAAUAGAGAAAAAAUGGGGCAGGAAGAGCCAGGCACGAGCUCUACCCGCUGGGCGCUCGCGUGCAAAGUGGUUAGAGAAGAGAUCGAUAAAUCGACAGACAUCACGAGGGCAAUACGAAGGGAAAUGUCAGCUUCUUCACGCCAAAAGUCUUCGUUCACUGCUCGAAUCAAAUCAGAGGUCAAGAGACUCUCCACGUUUCGAUCUCAGGAAUCAAUGAGGAGAGAGAAUACCAAUAAUAAAUCCACGUCGAGGAUGGUUAGAACAAAAUCGCGUGCAGAGAGAGGGCUUAGGAGCCUACGGUUUCUCGAUAAAGCAUCGGGGAACAAGGAAGGAGAGGGAUGGAAUGCAGUUCAGAAGCGGUUUAACCAAUUUGCGGUGGAGGGCCGUGUCUCAAGAGACAAUUUUGGGCAAUGCAUUGGAAUGGGGGAUUCGAAGGAAUUCGCAUUACAGCUCCUUGAUGCAAUGGCAAGGAGUAGGGGAUUAGAUGUCGAGAAUGGCUUAUCAAAAGAGCAGCUUAAGGAGUUAUGGGGAGAGAUGGCUGAUCAAAACUUUGAUUCUAGACUUCAGAUAUUCUUUGACAUGUGUGAUAAGAAUGGUGAUGGCAAACUUUCAGAAGACGAAGUGGAGGAGGUUAUCGUGUUGAGUGCCUCUGCCAACAAGCUAGCCAAGAUCAAGGAGCAUGCGAAAACUUAUGCUGCAUUGAUAAUGGAAGAGCUCGAUCCCGACGAUUUAGGUUAUAUUGAGAUAUGGCAGCUCGAGACCUUACUACAAGGGAUGGUGAAAUCAAAAGGGCCCGAAGCCUUCUCAAAGAAGAGCCAAACUCUCACUAGGACAAUGAUCCCAAUGAGAUAUCGAAACCCAGUGAACAGAUAUCUUGAUUUGGCCAAAGACUUUGUCCAUGAGAAUUGGAAGAGGAUAUGGAUCAUUCUUCUUUGGAUCAUGGUAAAUGUAGCUUUGUUCACAUGGAAAUUUUUACAAUACAGGCAAAGAUCAGCAUUUCAAGUCAUGGGGUACUGCGUGUGCACGGCCAAAGGGGCAGCAGAGACCUUGAAGCUCAACAUGGCACUCAUACUACUACCGGUUUGUCGAAACACCAUCACAAGGCUACGAUCGAGUUUUCUGAGCAAAGUUGUUCCCUUCGAUGAUAAUAUCAACUUUCACAAGACAAUUGCAUUUGGCAUAGCAAUCGCAGUCAUAGUCCACUCAGUUAUCCAUCUUGGCUGCGACUUUCCCAGAAUUGCGUCUUGCUCAAAUGAAGCAUUUUUGAGAACUCUAGGACCCGAUUUCAAUUACAAGCAACCCACUUUUCAGAGCCUAGUCUCCAGCUUCCCUGGUGUUAGUGGAAUCAUCAUGAUCUUUCUCAUGUUGUUUUCAUUUACGCUAGCAACACACAGCUUUAGAAGAAACGUUGUGAAAUUGCCAUGGCCGCUCCAUCAUUUGGCUGGGUUCAAUGCCUUUUGGUACGCACACCACCUCCUGGCCAUUGUCUACAUUCUCCUCAUCUGUCAUGGCUUCUUCAUGUACCUUACAAGAAUCUGGUAUAGGAAGACUACGUGGAUGUACUUGACAGUUCCAGUUUUGUUCUACAUUUGUGAGAGAAUAACAAGAUUUUUGAGAGAGAAACACUAUCGAGUUAGCAUCAUCAAGGCUGCAAUAUAUCCAGGAAAUGUAUUGGCAUUGCAUAUGAGUAAACCUCCGGGAUUCAAAUACAAGAGUGGAAUGUACCUGUUUAUAAAGUGCCCCCAUGUCUCUCCUUUUGAAUGGCAUCCCUUCUCCAUUACCUCUGCACCAGGGGAUGACUACUUGAGUGUCCACAUCCGUACAUUGGGGGAUUGGACAACAGAGCUAAGAAAGCUAUUUGCAAAGGUCAGUCAAGAGGGACCAACCGUCGAUAAGAGUAGCCUGGCUAGGCUCGAAACCACAGUAUAUGCUGAUGCAGAUGUUCCACAGUCAAGGUUUCCAAAGCUUCUCAUUGAUGGACCAUAUGGCGCCCCCGCUCAGAAUUACAAGAAAUAUGACAUACUUCUGCUUGUUGGACUGGGGAUAGGCGCAACCCCAAUGAUCAGUAUACUUAAGGACCUUCUCAACAAUAUCAAGUUCAAUGAAUUUUGCUCCAUCAAUAGUACUGAUUCGAAACCUAUGCAUGAAACUCAGGCAAUGGAAAUCCAUAGAAAUAAGGGAAAGGGACCAAAUAGGGCCUAUUUCUAUUGGGUCACAAGAGAACAAGGCUCUUUUGAAUGGUUCAAAGGGGUCAUGAAUGAAAUUGCAGAGUUUGAUCAUAAUAAAGUUAUAGAAAUGCACAACUACCUAACAAGCGUGUACGAAGAAGGAGAUGCUCGAUCAGCGCUAAUUGCCAUGGUUCAGUCUCUGCAACAUGCUAAAAAUGGUGUGGAUAUUGUCUCAGGAAGCAGGAUACGGACGCACUUUGCAAGACCCAACUGGAGAAAAGUGUUCACUGAACUAGCCAACAUCCAUAAAACAUCUCGUAUAGGCGUCUUCUACUGUGGAACACCCACGCUAACAAAUACACUCAAGAAACUCUGUAAAGAAUUCAGCCACAGCACCACCACCCGCUUCCAAUUUCACAAAGAGAACUUCUAGCAUACUGAGCUUUUUGUGUUUAAAUUGUUAAAAUGUAUUUUUCAGGAAUUAUAUUAGCCUUUAUUUGAAUUAUAUUAGCCUUUAUUUUAUUUUAUUUGGAGUGACGUAGUAAGUGUUAUUUGUAAUUUUGCAAUCUUAUGUAAUGGGAAGUUGUAGAACUAAUAGGUGGUUGGUAUUUUUUUUUUAAAUAGGUAGUUAUUGCUGUACAAAAGUAGUUGUUGUAAGUGGGUAGUUGUUGUCGUAAUUUUAGUUGCAGGAACCUCUAUUUCAAAGAAGAGGUGCAUGGUGAGAAAU